This is a messenger RNA of Nerophis ophidion (straightnose pipefish), 2487 nucleotides long. RefSeq names its product zinc finger protein 366 (gene znf366). Gene Ontology annotation, molecular function: DNA-binding transcription factor activity; RNA polymerase II cis-regulatory region sequence-specific DNA binding. Gene Ontology annotation, biological process: regulation of transcription by RNA polymerase II. The record is from RefSeq and is a predicted model, not a curated record. NCBI's taxonomy places the organism in Eukaryota, Metazoa, Chordata, Actinopteri, Syngnathiformes, Syngnathidae. The coding region runs from base 166 to 2289 and encodes 707 amino acids. The transcript has 7 exons.
GGUACUCAUCUGAAAAAUGAGAACAAAGUGAUUGUUCCUGUUCUCCUUCUUAAGUCCCUCCAAAAAAGCUCAUCUGUGGAUGGGCCGCAGCAUUGUCAGGAGGGAGCAGAAGAGCGAAACGGCAGCACGGAGCCAGGGGCAUCACAGCGCUUGCUUGGAAUCAAAAUGGAAACGGUCCAUUUUUCACCAUCCAGAACUCUGUGUUUCCCAGAAGAUGCCCGUAAAGGAGACCAGUGCUUUUUCUAUUUAACCCCAUCACCGCUCAUUGUCAAAGCCCCGAAAUGUAUGUCGCCCACCGGAGACCCCGACAGUCCACCGGGCCCACCUGAUUUCUCCCCCAACCACAAGGAGGGGUCCCAAAAACGGAAAAGAACACCAAUCAAAAUAGACACCCAAGACUCUGAACAGAGAAAAGCUGAUGAAGAUGAGGAAAGUACCGUACCAAAAACAUCAAACCUCUCCUUCCCUUCUCAAUUUACGCCUGCCUCGUCCCUGCGACCUAUCACAGGCAUGAUUGAGUUGAACAGGUUUCAUCACAGGGCCUUCCGUGUACCUGUGCAGGUGAAACGGGAGCCUCUCAGUCCGCCCCCCAUGUGGCCGGUACCUCCAUUGCUCAUCCACCCGUCAUACUUCCCGCCUCUCCAUCCCAGUCUCUUCCCAUAUCCCUUCUUCAUGCCUGGCCCCGUCAUGCCCUUCCCACCUGGCACGUUCAAUGCCCCAGAGGACGUGAGGCCUGGACACCGCAGCCGUGACAUCUCCCCUCGAGGCAGGCCGAGCGGCACGGAGAAGAUAAGUCUGGACGUCCACGUGGACGACAGCUACUAUGUGGACGUGGGCGGCGAUCAGAAGCGAUGGAAGUGUCGUAUGUGUGAAAAGUCGUACACGUCCAAGUACAACCUGGUCACGCAUAUCCUAGGCCACAAGGGCAUCAAGCCCCAUGGGUGCCACCUGUGCGGGAAGCUGUUCAAGCAGCUGAGCCACCUACACACACACCUGCUCACCCACCAGGGCAUGAGGCCUCACAAAUGUCAGGUGUGCCACAAGGCCUUUACCCAAACCAGCCAUCUGAAAAGGCACAUGAUGCAGCAUAGCGACGUCAAGCCUUACAGUUGCAGCGUGUGUGGCAGAGGCUUCGCUUACCCCAGCGAGCUUCGCACCCACGAGCUGAAACACGAGAAAGGCCAAGACAAUGUGUGCAUCGAGUGCGGCCUAGACUUCCCCACGCUGGCCCAGCUGAAAAGGCACCUGACUGCCCAUCGCGGACCUACUUUGUACAGAUGUUCCGAGUGCCAGAAGACUUUCCAGUACCCGAGUCAGCUGCAGAACCACAUGAUGAAGCACAAAGAUAUUCGACCGUACAUCUGCAGUGAGUGUGGAAUGGAGUUCAUCCAGUCGCACCACCUCAAGCAGCACACGCUCACUCACAAAGGCGUGAAGGAGCACAAGUGUGGCAUCUGUGGCCGCGAGUUCACUCUGCUCGCCAACAUGAAGCGUCACACGCUCAUCCACACCAACGUGAGGGCCUACCAGUGCCACAAGUGCUUCAAGAGCUUCGUCCAGAAGCAGACGCUCAAGGCCCACAUGAUCGUCCACUCCGACGUCAAACCUUACAAGUGCAAGCUUUGUGGGAAAGAGUUCAACAGGAUGCACAACUUAAUGGGCCACAUGCACCUCCACUCUGACAGCAAGCCCUUCAAAUGUCUCUACUGUCCCAGCAAGUUCACGCUAAAGGGAAACCUCACCAGACACAUGAAGGUGAAACACGGCAUCAUGGACAGAGGGCUGGAUGAAAGAUUGUUCAGACAAAGGGACCGGUUCCGUCUCUCCUCUCCCAUGAGUCUCCUGGGCCAUUUCAACCAAAAGAAGCCAUUCGAUCUUUCCCAAAAGCCCCCAAGCCUCCCCGGCCAUCAUUUCCCCCAGUCUGACGGCGAAAGCGUGCCUGGCAGCUCCUGUCAGGAGGAAGAUGAUGAGAGCUUGUACAGACGCAGCCAGUACAGCCCUGAAGAGGCUCAUGGACAGGACGCCUUGGGGGGUCUGGAGGUCGGAGCGCGGGGGUCUCCAGCUCAACUCAGGCAGGAAGAGCAGCACCAGAGGGAGUCACAUGGACAGGGUCACUUGAAUGCCACUUGGAGACAGGCUGUGUCUCCUUACAAGGUCGCUCACGGCAAGUCACAUGACCCCAGUGAUGAUUCGGAGAUGGAGGAAGACACACGUUGCCACCAUCAGAAGCUUCUGAAAGAAUUGUUGGACAGGGAAGACACAUUAAAGGAAGACAAGGAAGAAGAGUGACAAGAGGUUUUGCUGAAUGUUGUAUGUAGAAAAGCAUUGGAGAGGAUGUUUUACAGGCAGAGGGAAGUGUUUGUUUUUAUUGCAUGCACAUCAAUUGAAGCUGUGAAUAUACAUCUUGUACAUAAUCAUUUUAAAAUUGUUCUCAGGUAUUUGCAAUGUACACCAAAGUGGUAAUAAUAAUAAAAAAAUUAAAAAUCA